Anarrhichthys ocellatus (wolf-eel) is the source of this 1213-nucleotide messenger RNA. RefSeq names its product F-actin-monooxygenase MICAL3-like. The coding region runs from base 513 to 1166 and encodes 217 amino acids. The record is from RefSeq and is a predicted model, not a curated record. NCBI's taxonomy places the organism in Eukaryota, Metazoa, Chordata, Actinopteri, Perciformes, Anarhichadidae. The transcript has 4 exons.
UAGAUCAUGUUAACUAGAUCGUUAACUAGAUCAUGUUAACUGGAUAACAGAAUCAACAAAACUGCUUCAACGUUUUUUCAAUAAAGUAGAUCUUCAGCGUUAUUCUAAAUAUUUAGUUAUUAUCAGUGAAUCACAUGUUUAUGAUGACGGCUGUCAGACGGCAGAACCUGGAUCAUCAGGGUGAUUUCACUCUGAUCUGCUGUUCACCACAGUUCACUGAUUAGCUACAUGAUGGUGUGUGUGUGUGUGUGUGUGUGUGUGUGUGUGUGUGUGUGUUGGUGGGGUGGAGGGUUAAUGGUAUGCCUCCAGGAAAUGAAUGCAAGUCAAUGUAAUCCCCUCUAACGUGAUGAAAAUGAGACUGUGUGUGUGUGUUAUACACUCUAUAUACAUGAUAGCUUGACUUGUUUGUUUGCUGAACUUUCUCAGCAGCCAAUCAAAGCGGAGCAGUCACAUGACCAGAGUUAUUUGAAGUGUGAGGCGGGACUCGGUUUGACUUUUGGUAUAAAAACAGGAUGACGUUUAAGCGUUCACACAUCUGUCCUGAUGUUUCUUCUUCUGCUGUCUCAGGGAGGUUUUACUGUCUUCAGCACUACGACUCUCGUCUGAGGAACAAACCGACUUCACACCGAGCGUCCAUCGCGUCUCUGGGUUCAGAGUCUCUGAUCUCUGCCAGCGGUCGUCGCUCCUCAGCAGUGGUUUCUGUGAUGGUGGCGACAAUGCCGGAGAGGAUCGAGCUGGAAAACUACCGCCGGAGCUCAACGAAGAUGGAAACGGAGGAGCUGCUGGAGGAGCCUGAGGAGCCCGAGGAGGUCUCUGAGGAGACCCUGAACCGGUUCAACCUCGGCAUGGACGAGAAAGACCACCACAGAUCCAGUUCAGAGUCAGAGAUGGAGGAAGAGGAGGAAGGCCGGGGUCAUCGUCAUCGUGUGACUUCAGAAGAGGCCAAAGCUUCAUGGAGGGAAACUCUGCAGCAGCACCUCCACCUGAGGGAGGAGGAGGAGGAGUAUGAAGAGGAGGAUGAAGAAGAGGAGGUGGAGUCCAGUGACGGUGAGUCUCAGGGCGUUUUUCUGUUUCCUGUCAUGAAUCUCUGCAUGUUGUGUUGUUGUUCUGUGAUGUUGUGUUUCCUACUGCUGGUAGAGUUGUGUUGUGAUGUUUUGUUGUUGUGAUGUUGUUGUGUUGUAUUGUGAUGUUGUUGUUGUGAUGUUUUGUUGUU